GCUCGCUACUCAAAGGUUUGUAUGCGGUGUUGAGGUAGCCAUGUUGAUCUCAGGAUAUUGGAGAGAAAAGGUAUCUUUGUCACAUCCCCACAAGCAGCAUUUGCAGCAUGAGUAGGAAUGCAGCCUACUGCUCAUACAUGAAGAUAUGGCCUCUGCGUGGCCUGACUUUUCAGUGCUGAAACUACUGAUGUGCUCCAGCCUAUAGUUCAAAGGCCUCAGUAAAGUACCUAACCUCAUGGAUAUGCCAACAAUACCCCCAAAGAUGUGUGUUCUACUCCCUCGUGACAGGACCAUCUUUCCUCUUUCAGGUGUUGGUGAAAAAGUGCUUUGGAGACUGGAGAUCAUCAGAUUCAGGCUGUUUGGAACUGAAUGGGAUGAAAUUCCAAAACUGCAGGUCCCUUCCAGAGAGGGUUGUAUCAGCAGACCCUUCAUAUUUACAACAGUGUUGUCUUGCUGGAGCACCUUUGCUGAUCUGCUCUGUGGUAAUAUGGGACAAAGAGAGAGAUGGUCUCUUUUGGAUUCCAGCCCAACUAUACGCAGGAAGGACUGUUCCUAUGAGAGAUUGUGGCUACGCUCGUUUUGGUUCUGCUUAGCUAAGGCCAAAAAAUAUAUAUCCCCACCUCCAACAUGUAAUAAACUUAAUUUUUGUGGUUCCAAAAAAGCAAAUCUUCCUAUUAUAAAUAUUAAUAGUUUAUCAUUACAUAGCUCCUUUCACCCCAGCUGUACAGAAUUCUACAGACAUCAGUUAAUUAAGCCUGACUAUACCGUUACUAUUAUAACCAUGUUAGAGAUGGGUAAGCUGAUGAUGCACAGCAGAGCAAAAUCGCUUGUCCAUACUCAUAGGAUGAAAUUCACCUCUAUGCAGCUGUAAGUCUCACUUAAGCCUUAUUAUGGGGGAUUAAGUGGUGCAUAGGUCUUGUGCUAGUCCUCUGCUCAGGGGUGAAUUACACACAACAGAAGAACCAUCCAGUUCCUUGCUCUAAUUGUUAUACAUACACACUCCUUCCUAGAUGAUAUUUUUCCUGAUUAAUAUAGAACCAUAAAUUAAAAUGAUAAAAACCCAGCACAUUUUAAAGGACUCCAUU
Molecule: messenger RNA, 1085 nt
Organism: Mauremys mutica (yellowpond turtle)
Lineage: Eukaryota; Metazoa; Chordata; Testudines; Geoemydidae
Exons: 4
Coding region: 236-871 (211 amino acids)
Source: RefSeq, a predicted model, not a curated record